ACGGUCGACUUGUCCUGUGCGGCGGCUAUCGUCGAGUCGGAGUCACUUGUGGAAGUUCUAGGGCUAUCGCUUCUUUGUUCCAGCUCUUCCUUGCCUGUCAAUGACUGAAAGUGGUGGCCACAAUUUCUGCAGUCGGGGACACUGAACAGGCCUGUAGGCUUGAAUGUAUGUUUUUCAUUACGAGUCACAGGUGAUUGUUCCUUACAAACAGGGGCAGGGUCUGCCUUUUCGUUAGAACUUUUGCACAGUAAAAUGGGUCUAUACAAAACUUCGUGGAGGUGCGUGUAAACCGGGGAAGCGGCAUGAGUGGGGCCGACAGCGGUCGACUCGUGGGACCAGAUGGCGGUCGGUGCGGCCAGGUUGCCGUUCUAACACUCUGGACCAAGAACCUGAUGGAGAUCGGCAUUACCAAGGGCCUCGGAAUCAUGCUGCCGACCUUGCAACAGCAGCUGACCACGCAGAUGUGGAUUAUUGGCUGGAUUACCUCGAUGAUCACCGCGACGAGCGGGUUUAUGGCUCUUUUUGCAGCACUACUGAGCAGACGAUUUGGGACUGGUUAUGUCUUGGUGACGUGUGGUACAAUGUUGAGUGCGGCUGUCAUCAGCGGAGCAUUCGCCGAAACAGCCUUGCAACUCGCUCUGGUUUAUUCACUCCUCGCAGGUACUGCCAUAGGCGUGUCAAAUGUUGUUGCAAAGGAGGCUGUAGGUCGUUGUUUCACCAGGAACUAUGCGACUGCCAAUGGUAUCGCACGGACUGGCUACUCUGUUGGACUGUUCGUAUUUGCGCCUUUGGUCCAGCUUUUUCUGAAUACUUAUGGUUGGAAGGGAACCAUGCUGCUAGUAGGAUCUCUAACAAUGCAUAACAUUGCGUGCGGCGCCCUUAUGGCGGCUACUUUGCCAAGACUGCAGCUACAUGACUACCAAACGGUUCCCUACGCCGAGCGUGAUUCUCCACGCCAAUCGUGCUUUCGUUCUUUUUGGAAGUUCGUCUUCAAGAGUUUUGAUUUGGAGCUACUAUACAACGCACGUUACUGGUCGGUGGCCAUCAUAUCAUGCUGUACAAUCUACGCGUACACUAUGUGGAUUGUCUAUUUCGUGUCUCAGGCACAAUCCAACGGAUUCUCUUUGGAGGAAGCGGGAUCUUUUGUGACCAUCGCAGGCGUUGCGAAUCUGAUAGCCAAAGUACUUCAGGGACUUAUCACAGACCGCGGAGUGAUAUCUUCUUGGAGCCUAGUGACGGUGUGUACCGUGGCAAGCUCUGCGUCGUACCUUGCAUCUCCCUGGCUGACUUCUUAUUGGCCGAUGCUGGCGUCAGCAUUGGUGAUUUUGUUUUGCGAUGGAGUUCUUUCCUGCCAGACUGAUGUUCUGGUCAAGCAGGUUCUUGGAGUUGAGCUGUUGGCUGGCGCCUUUGGUUGGAUCGGACUAAAAGUUGCUGUUUUGACAUUCGCACUAGGAUUUCUUCCAGGUUUGAUAUACGACAACACUGGAAGUUACACAACAGCUUUUCUUCUGAUAGGCAGUGUACAGGCUUUCCCGCUCAUUCCCUUACUGACCCUUAAGUAUUCUAAACAAUAGAACUAGUCGGGAGUCACAAACAGUUAGUACAGUGGCGUUACUGUGGGUGGACACAGUUCCUCCGGGUCGAAGCCUAUAUUCCCCGCCCCUUGAUAUUUUGAAAUAAUAGCCACAGUUAAUUUGCAAUACUUUUCAGUUCCCUUUAAAAUAGCGUGUGGCAACCCCGGAUGCACAUUUGAACACAAAUAAUUUUAUUGCGUUUAAGUCAAAGUCGGCCCAUAUAAAUCACGGUAACUAAAUAUAUCAUGAUGAUGAAUAAUUUGUGCUGUGAAUCCAAAAAUUGAUUAGGAUUAAAUCAAAAUAAUAGCAAGUGAUAUGAAGUGAAAACGAAAUUUAUCGGAAUGUCUCUUGUACAGGUGUACUUGUGUAAAAUGAAAUUUUAGAAAAUAUGGUUUUUAUUUGAGAUUUUAGAAACCUGUUGCAAAAUGUGAAAACAAUUAUUUUCGGUUGACACGAAUUGCAACAUGUUUGCAAGUGUUUUAAAAAGUAAACAGGUUCAUUUUAAUCAAUAGUUAAACAUUAUUUGAUCUAAAUCAGUGAUUUAAAUCAAGUUGAUUUUAUCAACCCUUUAUCAGUCAACGGAGUAUUCCUUUAAUCCUGUGAACGUUGGUGUUAAUAAGGUCAUGGAGGUAAAAAAAGACCGUUAGUAUGAUGCGAUUAUUAUUUGAAACUGUAUGUAGUAACCAUCUUUGGAAAGGUCGCAGCACUGCACGAUAAAGAGUCAUACUUUGCACAAGGACUUCUAAUAGAUUAUUCGCAAGGCUGAAAAAUAUUCUAAAAGCUACAGCUCCUAUACCUCAGACGAAAGCGAAGCGAUUUUGAAGUCACAAAACGUCUCCAGCGAAAUUCGUUUGAGUUAAACUUUGUUCAACUUUUUUUGAAAAAGCAGAGCGAAUAUUUGAUCUGCCGUUAAGGUAAAUGCGUUUGUAUUCGCUUUUCUUUCAGAAUGAACCUCCUUCAGUUUUCGUGCCUAAUUGUAGUGACGCUUGAAUGCUGCUGUGCUUUUGAAAAAAAAUCGCCAAUCCAGUUUUAGUAAUUGUUUAAUGGUGAAUCUUUUUAUAUUGACCGAUGAUAUUGGGCAAGUAAUAUUGCAAAUAAAAGAUUUAGUCAG
This is a messenger RNA of Acanthaster planci (crown-of-thorns starfish), 2685 nucleotides long. Its product is annotated as monocarboxylate transporter 12-like. Gene Ontology annotation, biological process: transmembrane transport. Gene Ontology annotation, molecular function: monocarboxylic acid transmembrane transporter activity. Lineage: Eukaryota; Metazoa; Echinodermata; Asteroidea; Valvatida; Acanthasteridae. The record is from RefSeq and is a predicted model, not a curated record.